GACGGCAUUGAGAGAAAAUGGGUAUAAGUUAAAGCAAAUGUGGUGUCGCGUGUGCUCAGUUUCAGGAAACCUUGUGUGUUAUUGUCAGUGGAAAGUUUUGGAUUUGUUCUUCUAAAAGCUCAAUGAUAUUGUGUUGUCCGUAUUUAGGAGACUUUAAAGUGUACAUCUGAGGGGAGGUCACUGAUGUAUAAGACUGUUUACAUCUAGUUUUAUAGACAGGCCAAAGGCAUGUUACCAUGCUCCCCUCAAAAGUACCAAUUCUGACGAGGCUGCCACCGUUCCAAUAUAUAUUUUGGGGGAGACACUCGUAUGUAAAGGCCCCCACCUCCUCGCUAGUUUUGGGCAUCGAGACGAGCUGUGAUGACACUGGAGCAGCGGUGUUGGAUGAGACCGGUGCAAUUCUGGGGGAGUCUCUGCAUUCCCAGAAAGAAGUGCAUCUGAGGACUGGUGGCAUCAUUCCUACAGUGGCACAACAGCUUCACAGGGAAAACAUAGAACAUGUGGUCCAGGAGGCUUUGGACAGGAGCGGUGUGAGCCCGAGUCAGCUGUCAGCUGUGGCCACCACUGUGAAGCCAGGCUUGGCCUUGAGCUUGGGCAUCGGUCUCGAGUUCACUCAGAGGUUUGUGAGGCAGCAUAACAAGCCAUUCAUCCCCAUCCACCACAUGGAGGCCCAUGCCCUGACCGUCAGGAUGCUGCAACCUGUCGCCUUUCCCUUCUUGGUUCUGCUUAUUUCUGGGGGUCACUCGCUCAUUGCUGUGGCCAAAGGAGUGGGAACUUGUUUGCUUCUGGGUCAUUCACUGGAUGAAGCUCCGGGUGAUACACUGGAUAAAGUUGCCAGACGUCUGUCUCAUAAACAUCCUCUGUGUUCUACACUGAGUGGAGGCCAAGCAAUUGAACUUCUGGCAAAGACUGGUGACAGGACAAGGUUCCCUUUCAGGACACCAAUGGGACAAACAUAUGAUUGCUGCUUCUCUUUUGCAGGUCUACGGAAUCAAAUCACAAUGACAAUCAGGAAACAAGAGUCAGAUGAGGGUAUAAAACAGGGGACGUUGUUGUCAUGUGUGAAUGACAUUGCAGCUGCUACACAGCACACAGUGGCGUCUCAUCUUGCAAAGCGCACACAUCGUGCCAUCUUGUUCUGUAAAGCAAAUGGCCUGCUGCCUUCACACAGUCCCAUCUUGGUGCUAUCUGGAGGAGUUGCAAGCAAUCAGUAUAUCCGUAAAGCACUGACCAUUAUCACUGAAGCAACAGGACUACACCUCAUCUGUCCCCCACCCAAAUUCUGCACUGAUAAUGGGGUGAUGAUUGCAUGGAAUGGUGUUGAGCGCUUAAGAGAAGGGAAAGGGAUACUGCCUCCAAAUGUGGAUGUCAGCUAUGAGCCAAAGGCACCCCUUGGUGUUGACCUAACAGCACAAGUGAAGGCAGCAGCCAUCAAAGUACCACGGACCAAGAUCAGGAUUGACUGACAGUGGUUUUGUCACUCGUGGAAUUUCCCAGUUCAACAUUUAUACUGUGUAUAUACAACAUAGUUUAUACAUAGCUGUUAAUUAUUAUUAAAAUAUUUUUUUUCCAAAAAUCUCCUGAGCUUUCAUGUAUACCUUGAACAUACUAAAAAUCCAUUAAAUUUUUGUUUGCUACAACUCUACCCUCAAAUAUACACCACCUCCUCUUCCAAAACACAAUCCAGAUUCACCUUGUCCUGAUGCACUGAAAUAAUUUUGUGCAGAAGAAAGAACACAUAAUCCAACGCACAACUGUCCAAUUUGCACAAUGCAG
Messenger RNA from Sphaeramia orbicularis (orbiculate cardinalfish), 1776 nucleotides. RefSeq names its product O-sialoglycoprotein endopeptidase-like 1 (gene osgepl1). The record is from RefSeq and is a predicted model, not a curated record. Gene Ontology annotation, biological process: tRNA threonylcarbamoyladenosine modification. Lineage: Eukaryota; Metazoa; Chordata; Actinopteri; Kurtiformes; Apogonidae. Gene Ontology annotation, cellular component: mitochondrion.